CCGGGGUAGGCAAUUAGGAAAGUCAAGAGGUUCGCGGCGUCUGCGUGAACUUCAACCUCACUCUGAAUGAUAUCCUCGCUGUCGGAACAGUGAGAAAGGGAAAGGAUUAUCGUGGAGCAGAAAUCGGCCGCUUUGAUCUCACGAAGUGCAUAUAGGCCUCUCUACUCUUGGGAAUUAACGUGGAAAGCCAGUAAGUACCGGUUCUUUGUGCCAAUGUGAAACCUUACCUCUUUUAUUUACGAAACGGCUGCAUCGUAGAUUAGCACACUCGAUUCAACGUUCUUCAGAGGUUCGAACUAAUACUUUCUACCUAUCUUGCCUGUGUUCCGACUACAGCCUGCCUGAGCCACUCGUCAAAGUAGUUUGAGCCACUCAGUGUCACGCUCUUCCGCAAACUCUUACAUUGUCCUGGCCAAAGUCACGCGUGUGGCAGUCACGUAUAAAUCCGCAGGACCCUCCGCCAACAUGGGGCUCUUCAACUCUUUGUUGUUCCACAACUACCUACCUGGCGACUGCCACCACUCCGACACUUGUCACAGCCACUUCUACUCUCUUGCACUUGAUACAGACUUCGACGCCGACUUCGAUAUCAUUAUGGACGACGCGACUCUCCCCCAAGACGUCGAAAUGCACGACGAGGCACGCGACACCGUUGCACCACUCGAUGAAACCAAAAACAGGAUACGGAACCAAAGGCGGUUGCCUGGCCGUGAGGUUGCCUCCGUCCAGGUACCACAGACCACUGCCGAGGCAGUUGUACCAGGCUUCCGAAACGCGAUAUCUCUGCCGUUGCAAAGUCAGAUGACUCCACUCAAACCCUCACUCAGUGCCAUCGAAAUGGACGACGGUGUCUGUGACCCGGAGUUGAAGGCAUUCAUACAGACAGAAUUCAAGAAGAAUGUCAUCCGUGACUAUCCCAUUAUCGACUUCAUUGAUCGCGCGUGGCACACUACUCCAUCUCAGAUACCUCCCGGCGAUUACGCGCUCGCGCAGGAGCAAUGUAAGGACUAUCUCGGAGCCGCAAGGUAUUCGAAGAUGUCCAAGUUGAGGAAGCUAGGGGAAGACGGUCCACCGCUCAUCGGGCUCGCUGAGAGGGCAGAGACUCGGGCAUGUGUAGCAUUUCAGGCGCUCUUUGAGAAGUUGGCUGCAUUGGUCUUGGAUCGAUGGAAGGAAGAGGACGCUGAGGCUGCUGCUGAAAUGGAGAGGACGCGAUUCCAGGGGACUCUUCGGUUUUUGAACGAGAAGAUCGUCAAGGGAAACUACGCGAACAUCAAGCCCGAUUUUGGGUAUGUAACGGAGAACGGCGAGAAUGUGGAUGCGAUUUCCUGGGAUGCCUUCGGAUUAUUCGGGGAGUUGAAGAAGGCGGAUGGGGUAUCAGGUCCAAUAGGAGCUCGCAACGUGGAUAAAUCUCUUUUAGAUCCGGAGAGAGAGGAAUUAUAUAAACCUCCUCCUGUUCGCAAGAGCCGCAAACGCUCGAAGCCAGACUCCCCAGUUGAAGAAGGACCGUCGUCAAAGCAGCGUCGAGAUAGCCAGUCAGACUCUGUGCUAACCAGGAAACCUAAACCGGAUGAAGGUGUCCCUAAGACGCCCUCGGCGGCAAAAUUGACUCCGCAGGAGACUGCGUUGCUGAAGUUCAACGAGGAUGAAGAGGAAAACUAUUCAGAAUUCACGAAUAAUGAGGUACAAGCAGCGAAGUACUUGAACGAGCUGCUCUCACACGGAGCUCGCAACUACGCUACCGGAUUCCUAGUUGAAAACAAGAAGAUCAGUCUCUGGUACGGCGAUCGCUUCGGGAUUAUCAAGUCCCGGCUUUUCAACUUUAUUGAAGAGCCUCAUUACUUCCUUCUCAUGGUCACUGCCAUAUUUCGCGCUUCUGAUGCAGACCUUGGAUUUUGUCCCCUGAUCCGCAACGUCCCUACCAAUCACCUGUCAUACGAUGGCGCCACUCUCAAGGUUCCAGCUGCUGUUGACAUCAGCAACAAGGCUAUUCCCGGCGACGUGGAAUUCGAGGUUAGUCUUACGGAGCCGGAGUCUAUUUUCACAGCGUAUGGUACGGUUGGACGUGGAACGACCGUUGUUCCGAUCACGGCAGUUGGGCCAAAGAACUGUAGGCGAUUUGGCAAAGAACGACUUGUUGCGAAGAUGUCCUGGCAGCCGGUGAAGCGAUACGAGGAGGGCCACAUCCGGACGAUUCGCCAGACGCUGAAGAAGAGUAAAAACAAAAGUGCGCGUGCUGCUCUGGCAUACAUCGUGGACCUCAAAUGCUCGUCGACUCUGGCCAUCAAUGAUCCCAACGUUAAUCUCCCGCGAGCCUUCAUGACGCAACUGCCUGAGAUUCCGGAAGAUGAGAGGCGGAACUUUUGCAUGCUCGUCAUGAAGGAAUAUCUUCCACUUCAAUUAAUUGAUACGGCAGACGAAUUGAAGAGGGUGUUCCGCGACGUUGUGACAGGACAUCACUGGGCUUGGACUGUUGCCGAAGUUCUUCACCGAGAUCUCAGCAUUUCGAAUGUCAUGUUUCACCGAAGAAGAGGUCGUGUAAUUGGCGUUUUGUGUGACUGGGACCUCGCCGAGACGAAGAAGUAUCUUAGUCAGGAUCCUGAGCUGGCAAUCGACAAAGGGAAUUAUGAGGCCUACGCAAGAUUGUACACCACCGCAAACGACAGCAAGACUUGCGAGAACACCAAUGGCACAUCGACCAAGACCACGAACCGUCCCGCCAAGCAGUUGGAUAACGAGCCAACAGUUGAUGAAGAUCAAGAUGAUGAUAGCGUCCGCCGCCGCAAAGCCAAAUAUCGAACCGGCACAGGACCAUUCAUGGCUUUGGACUUACUUGCUGCAGGGCCUGCUCCGACGCAUCUUUAUCGUCAUGACCUGGAGUCCUUCUUUUGGGUCCUCGUCUGGUUUAUUGCCACGCACAAUCCAGUCAUUCAUGCCCUUGGCCGUAUAAAUCAAUGGCAAGGCUCAGACCUCCAGGCCGUGUUUGCUGCCAAGGCUACUUUUUUGGCCAAUGAUCAGGCGGCCGAGAAACUGUUGAAAAGGCGACAUUCACAGUAUGGCAAGAUAUUGGUGAAUACUGUCGAACCGUUGGUGAACUUGUUCCAUGUACUACAAAUCAAGGAAGGCAAAUUGACAGUACUCCGGCGAGCCUAUAUUAAAGCUUAUCUGGCAGGAGACCAGCCUCAGCUGAGAAAUGUUGGUGAGAAGCUUGUUUGUAAAGUGAGAGCAAGAAAUGAUUUCAUCACAUAUGAAACUUUCAUGUCUUACUUGUAAUUCAUUGUAGUAGUAUUGUUAUUUUAGUCAUUUCAGUUUCUAAUAGAGUGAUAUGUAAUGAAGUCUGUAACUCAGCAGUAGUACUGUUGCAAAAUAUUUAAUGGACACUGAAAAAGUGUAGUACUCAUCUGGCCUUGCUGUAUAUGAUGACUAACUCCUAAGAUUAAAAUUCACAAUAUUCUAAGUUC
Somion occarium is the source of this 3458-nucleotide messenger RNA. NCBI's taxonomy places the organism in Eukaryota, Fungi, Basidiomycota, Agaricomycetes, Polyporales, Cerrenaceae. The record is from the annotation of a GenBank genome assembly.